Maniola jurtina (meadow brown) is the source of this 2864-nucleotide messenger RNA. RefSeq names its product probable C-mannosyltransferase DPY19L1. The record is from RefSeq and is a predicted model, not a curated record. The transcript has 10 exons. The coding region runs from base 156 to 2405 and encodes 749 amino acids. Gene Ontology annotation, cellular component: nuclear inner membrane. Gene Ontology annotation, molecular function: mannosyltransferase activity. NCBI's taxonomy places the organism in Eukaryota, Metazoa, Arthropoda, Insecta, Lepidoptera, Nymphalidae.
UCAAAGUUGUCAAUUUCGAGGUGCCUGCCUUUCGAAGUUGAAUUUUCAAUUUUUUGUGAAUUGUGAUUUUCUGUUCAGUUUUCAAAGGUCAAUAAAUUAUUUUCCUAAAGUUAGCGAUUUACGUAAAUGAAAUGUGAAGUAGGGAAUCGUUAAAAAUGGAGGAAAACACAGCUGAGACGCCGACCAGUCCAAACAGACGAAGAUUUAACAGAAGGAAAUUCUUUGCUUAUGGUUCUAUAAUAAUAGCCGCCAUAUCCAUAGGAUGUGUUCACUACCACUAUGUCACACUCCUCUUCGAAAACGACCGUAACUUCUCCUUUCUCUCGGAGCUUGAGCGAGAGAUGUCAUUUAGGACUGAGAUGGGUUUCUACUAUUCAUACUAUAAGACUGUGGUUGAAGAGAGGCCGUACCUUGCGGGGAUAUACAAACUCAUGUACGACAGGCUGGUUGAAUAUCCCAAGGACGUGAACGCGUUCAAUAGAUUCAAUAUACAUCCCGAGGUAAUAAUCGGCUCAGUAUACAGAUACUUCGAGCCGUGGCUGAAUACCACUUACUUCAAAGAGUGUCACAUGAUAGCGAGGGGGGACGGCCACACUCCCGUUGAGAGCUGCAUUGGGAUUGGUCAGCCGAUAUUCUUCUACUUAGAAGCCAUCUGGUGGUUGGCUGGAGUCACUGUUGCUGCGCUGUUCUUACACGCUACUGUGUUAAGUCAGAGCCUGUUGGGUGGUACGAUGGCAGUGCUGCAGUACUUCGCCAAUCACUCGGAGUGCACGCGAGUGCAGUGGGCUCCCAACGAGAGAGAGAAUCUAGCUGCUCCGUUACUUCUGCUGCAGAGCUGGCUGCUGACGCUGCAGCUCAGGAGCAGGAAUACACUUCUACAAUUACAGAUCUCAAUAUUCACUCUAAAUUGCCUGUGCUUAUUAUUCUGGCAGUUCACACAGUUCAUAUUCCUCACACAAAUCGCCAUUUUUUUCGUCAUGGAACAAUUAAAAAUAAUUGAUAUCAAGUCGUUAUCGAUUUUCUUGCACUGCCACUUCUGUGGAUUACACACAGCCGUUCUAUUGCUUCAAGGAAAUGACAUGCUAAAGUCGUCCUUAUAUACAUGCUUCUUCUUCAUAAUAUCCAUGUACUGUUUGUUCUUCAGUUUCCUACGCAUUAAGGUCCGAAAUCGCUUGGACUUUUUCGUCGAAUGCUGGCUGGUUCUAUUACGGAUUUGUAUGGCGAUUUUCGGAGCGUUUUACUUGAAGAAAGUCAUAAGUGACUCCUUGGAUGUUCAGGAAGAUUCGCACAUUUGGGACAUUUUGUACUCAAAAUUGACGAAUUUUCAAAAUUUCCACACUUUACUGUACACUUGUUCUGAAGUUUUUGAUUUUCUACCCUUGAGUUCCAUCAAAAAUAUGACCAAAAGUUUACUCAUACCUUUUGUGUUAAUCAGUUGUGUUAACGUGGUAACUUUUUGGAUAAAGGAUUCCAUACAUUGUUACAAGAAAGAGAUGGCUAAUAUUGCCAAAGAGAGUAACAGAGAGGGGAAUAACGAGGACGAGGAUAGCGGUAUCGAAAAUACCGAAACGGUUAAAAAAAGGACAGAUAAAGAUACCAAAGAUCUGGAUUUGAUACUCUGUGAGGUUGAUUCAGAAACCAAAGAGAAUGUAGACCCGUUUAUGGUGUAUGUCAGGAAUGUAAGGAUAGACCCAUCGAUAUUUUAUAAUCUGUCGCAAAUGGCGGUUUUCGGUGUCAUGGCGGCGCUGGUUAUGAGAUUGAAGUUGCUUUUUUCUACGCAAAUGUGCAUCGUUUCGUCGCUUGUUGUGAACAAAACGCAUAUAUUUCCAAAAUGGAUGUCGAAAUAUGGCAAGUAUAUUUGGGCGGUCGCCCUUUUGCCGGUGUUUGCUGAGCUUACCGUCAAUGUAAAUCAAGAAAUGUCGCAUAUUGGAGAAUUUAGCGACUACCCUCAAGAAGAGUUACUCCAGUGGAUCUCUAAAGAGGCGGGGAGCGGUGCGUUCGCGGGUUCGAUGCCCGUGCUGGCCACUGUGAUGCUGGCCACUCGCCGACCAAUAGUAGCCCACCCGCAUUAUGAGCACUUGGAGGCCAGGCAGCGGGCCUACUCUGUAUACAAGGUGUACGGGCGGUUUUCCUCGGAGCAUCUCUACCAGGAAAUGACCAAGUUGAGGGCUACGUACCUCAUCGUUGAAACCAAAUACUGUUAUGGGAGGAGCAGAAGGGGCUGUUCCUUCGAGAACAUAUGGGACAUAGAGGCGCCGGCACUGAAGUCGAACCCGAAACUGUGCCACGUCCUGCUCACUGAGCCGGUGGAGCACUUCUACCCCGUGUUCAGGAACGAACACUACGCAGUAUUCCGGAUACAUGACUUUAGCGUACGGUACAUGCCGCGAAGUUUCGACACCUGACAGCUACUCGAAUAACUAGAAGAGUUGAGACUGAUGUUUAUUUUUAAUUCCAAAUAGUCUAUGCAACAUUUACUUGGUGAAAUUUUUGUAUAGUUGGUUCGCGUUAAGAAUGCAGUGAGUCAUCAGUGCAACUACAGCGUAAAGGUGUAUUCACAGUGAUGUUACUAUUCAACCAAAUUAUAUUUUUAAAGAUUGAGUUUAAUUAAUUUAACAAUACACUUAAAGUUAAAAAUGAAAAUUAAGUCAUUGAUAUUUUAAUCACUAUCACUAGUAUCCUCGUUAGUAUUUAUGAUAAAAGAAUUUUCUUGCUAUGCCUUCAACUGGUCACUGUGAACUUGACCUUGUAAUUUGAAAAGAUUUGAUUGGUUAGGGGGCGGGGCUAGGCUGGCGAACAAUGAUGACUCACUGCAUUCUUAACGCGAACGAACUAUAGUUACAGAGCUGUGGCUAAGUGACUGC